AUGGCCCCCUCAAUAGUCUUGAUCAGCGGUGCGAACAGAGGGCUGGGAAAGGGCCUUGUCGAGCGCUACCUCGCCAGGGACGGCCACACCGUCAUCGCCGCCGUCCGCGACCCAGACCACCCAACCUCAAAGGCCCUCGCAGACCUGCCGGCGGGCCAGCACAGCCGGCUGCUCGUCGUCAAGAUCGACUCGACGGCCGAGGCCGACGCGCUCAAGGCGGUCGAGGAGCUCUCCGCGCGGGGGAUCGACCGCCUGGACCUCGUCAUCGCCAACGCCGGCGUCGCCAGGGCAUUUCCGACGGUGUCGGAGCUCAAGGUCGCGGACCUGCAGGCCCACAUCACGCCGAAUGUCUUUGGUGUGGUCUGGCUGUACCAGGCCGCGCUCCCGCUGCUGCGGAGGUCCGCGCAGCCUAAAUGGGUCACCAUGGGCUCGUCGGCGGGCCAGUUGCAGGAUCAGGCUCCCUUCCCCAAUGCUGCGUACGCACCAUCCAAGGCCGCCGUCCACUGGCUCACGAAGAGGAUCAAUGGAGAGGAGGAAUCCCUGACUGCCUUUGUCCUCCACCCUGGUUUCGUCCAGACAGAGAUGGGUAACGCAAGUGCUCGCCUGCUGGGUCUCGAGAAGGCGUUCAUUGAAGUCGACGAGUCCUGCGAUGGGAUUGUGCAGGUCAUCGAUGCUGCUACAAAGGACUCGCAUGGUGGGAAGUUGUGGGACAAUGACGGCAAGCAGCUAACGUGGUGA
Molecule: messenger RNA, 738 nt
Organism: Diaporthe citri
Lineage: Eukaryota; Fungi; Ascomycota; Sordariomycetes; Diaporthales; Diaporthaceae
Exons: 3
Coding region: 1-738 (245 amino acids)
Source: RefSeq, a predicted model, not a curated record